Messenger RNA from Momordica charantia (bitter melon), 938 nucleotides. Its product is annotated as thaumatin-like protein 1b. NCBI's taxonomy places the organism in Eukaryota, Viridiplantae, Streptophyta, Magnoliopsida, Cucurbitales, Cucurbitaceae. The record is from RefSeq and is a predicted model, not a curated record.
AAACAAGAAGAAAAAGUUCACAUCCAUGGCUGUAUCUCAAGUACAUUUGUUUAGACUUUCAUUCGUAAUCCUUUUCUUUUCAGGGGUUUACUCGGUCAACUUCUCCGUUAAAAACAAUUGUCCUUUCCCAAUUUGGCCCGGUACCCUUACUGGUUCUGGCAACCCACUUUCAACAACCGGGUUUGAAUUAACAUCCGGUUCGGCCACAACAGCGACCGUUUCUCCGCCAUGGUCCGGCCGAUUCUGGGCUCGAACCCAGUGCUCAACGGACGCGAGUGGAAAAUUCUCUUGCGGAACUGCUGACUGUGCCUCCGGCCAAGUCACGUGCCGUGCAGGCGCAAUUCCACCGGCUAGCCUCGUUGAAUUCACCAUAGCCCAAAACGGUGGCCAAGAUUUCUUCGACAUUAGCCUUGUCGACGGCUUCAACUUGCCCGUCUCGGUGGUCCCAAUUGGAGGGUCAGGCGGGUGUGCAGCAGUAACUUGUGCUGGAAAUGUGAAUACCGUUUGUCCGCCAGAACUAUCUGUCAAAGGGCAAGAUGGUGCAGUUAUUGCGUGUAAAAGUGCUUGUUUGGCUUUCAACACACCAGAAUUCUGCUGCAGUGGCGACCAUAAUCAACCGCAAACUUGUCCACCGACGAAAUAUUCGAUGAUAUUCAAGAAUCAGUGUCCUCAAGCUUAUAGUUAUGCGUACGAUGAUAAGACUAGCACUUUUACGUGCUCGGGUGGAGCCGAUUACGCCAUCACAUUUUGUCCUUGAUAUGUACUCCAUUGGCGAUUGGUCGAGGUGAACGUAUAAAUGAAAGGCUCAACAUAAUUCGAUUAUAUCUAAUCAGCCAAAUUAUAAAUAAAUAUAAGAAUAUUUAUAAUUUUAUAUAACACUCGUCAUUGUAAUCAAGGAUAGUUAAAUCUAAUUCAAAAUAUUUAAAAACAAACUUAAU